Messenger RNA from Contarinia nasturtii (swede midge), 898 nucleotides. RefSeq names its product probable phosphatase phospho2. The record is from RefSeq and is a predicted model, not a curated record. NCBI's taxonomy places the organism in Eukaryota, Metazoa, Arthropoda, Insecta, Diptera, Cecidomyiidae. Gene Ontology annotation, molecular function: phosphatase activity. Bases 48 to 872 code for a protein of 274 amino acids. The transcript has 2 exons.
UUUUUUUCUACAAUACAACAAAAGUCUUGUUUACUCAAAAUAAUUUGAUGCAAUCCAGUGCAGCGGCGGUGUUAUUUGUAUUGUUGGUGUUUUUUACAGGAAAAAUGUCCACAUUCAAUUUAAAGGAGCGGUCAUCAAGAGAAUUACCGUCAAAUGGUACGCAUCGAAAAUUAGUUGCAUUUGAUUUUGAUCAUACGGUGGUCGACGAUAAUACGGAUAUUGUUGUCCGUGAUUUGGUAAAGAGUAAAAUCACCGAUGAAGUGACAAAAUUAUACAAAAAAUCCGGUUGGAUUCUAUACAUGCAAGAGAUUUUCUAUCUACUGCACAAGGAUGGUUUUACAAAAUCGCAAAUAAAAGACGCAAUUGAAGCGAUACCCGAAGUGGCCGGCCUAAAGACGCUAUUUAAAGAGCUAAAUGACACUGGCAAUGUGGACAUAAUCGUAAUCAGCGAUUCGAAUUCAGUGUUCAUAAAGUUUUGGUGUGAUCACAACGAUGUUGGUAAAUACAUAAAACACAUAUACACCAAUCAGGCGCAUUUCAACGAUGAUGAUGUGUUGCUGCUUCAACCGUUCCACCAUCAAACCGAAUGUUGUCUCAGUUCGGAAAAUUUAUGCAAAGGCAAAGUGCUAGAGGAUUUUGUACGCAAUCAACAAGAUGGAUGUAAUGUGAUUUACGAUCGCAUUUUUUACAUUGGCGAUGGUGUCAAUGAUAUUUGUCCGGUGCUUCGUUUAGGUGAUCAAGAUUUUGGCUUUGCUCGCAACGGCUAUCGCAUGCAGAAAGAAAUGGAUACAAAAAAUCCACUAUUAGAUGCCAAAUUUGAAAUAUGGAAUAAUGGCUUUGACCUAAAGCAACUCAUUUUUCAGAAUAUUUAAAUACAAAUUCAUAAUUUUAAACUGCA